Messenger RNA from Labrus mixtus (cuckoo wrasse), 1535 nucleotides. RefSeq lists its product as uncharacterized. Lineage: Eukaryota; Metazoa; Chordata; Actinopteri; Labriformes; Labridae. Gene Ontology annotation, molecular function: nucleotide binding. The record is from RefSeq and is a predicted model, not a curated record. The coding region runs from base 157 to 1440 and encodes 427 amino acids. The transcript is spliced from 14 exons.
GGUCGGCUUUUAUUGGUCGAAGAAGUCAACUACUCAGCUGUAGUCCUCUCUCUUUUCCAGUUGGAGAAUAUAGUAGCCUAGUCGUGCUUUUACUUUACCUGAUCAACACGGAAGACAAUUACAAGAUUUUGACAACACAGUUCACAGGACACCAAGAUGACUUCCCCCGUCCGUGUGAUCGUGGUUGGAGCUGGCAAUCGAGGGGACAAUUACUCCCAGUUUGCCUCUAUUCAGCCUGAGCGCAUGAAGGUUGUUGGAGUUGCUGAUCCAAGAAAAUUUGCCCGCACUAAAAUUCAACAGCAGCACAGAAUUGAAGAUGGAAAUGUAUUUAGUGAAUGGAAAAGUAUAGCUGAAAGAGAGAAGUUUGCAGAUGCUGUGUUAAUAUGUACUCCAGACCGCCACCAUAAGGAGCCUGCAGUGGCCUUUGCCAAUAAGGGCUACCACGUGUUGCUGGAGAAACCAAUGGCAACAACUGUUGAAGACUGCACAGCGAUCGUGAAGGCCUGCACUCUGAGUGGUGUGAUGCUUUCAGUGGCUCAUGUUCUGCGCUAUGAUCCUGUCAUUCACAUGAUAAAGGAGCUGAUUGAUGCUGGAGCUAUAGGCGAUGUGAUCCAUAUUCAGCACUUUGAGCCGGUUGGGUUUUAUCACUUUGCUCACUCAUUUGUCCGGGGGAACUGGAGGAAUGAAGCAGAGAGCUCUUUUGCUCUUUUGGCAAAGUCGUGCCAUGACAUUGACCUGAUACAUCACUGGGCAGGAGCACGUAGGUGUGUGAAAGUUUCAUCAUUUGGAUCAGUCAGCCACUUUCAAAAAGAAAACAAGCCAUUUGGUGCUGGAGAUCGCUGCAUGAACUGUCCAAUAGAGCAAGACUGUCCGUACUCAGCAUGCAAAAUUUACCUGGAUAGAGUGAAACAGGGUCACACUGGCUGGCCUGUAUCAGUCAUAUGCCCGAGCUCAUUACCAGACAUCGAGUCAGUAACUGAGGCACUGAAGAACGGACCAUAUGGCCGCUGUGUCUACGAGUGUGACAAUGAUGUGUGCACUAACCAGGUUGUUAAUAUGGAGUUUGAAGGGGGUGUGACCGCAGCCUUUUCAAUGGUGGCGUUCACUGAGGAGAUAUGCAAACGAAAAACAACCAUCCAUGGCAGCAAGGGGGAGCUGUCUUAUAAUGGCCAUGAGGUGAAUGUGUUUGACUUUCUGACCCAGAGAUCAACAAAGCACACAGCACCCAAUAAUGUCCCCAAACACUUUGGUAUGAGUGGACAUGGUGGAGCAGACUACCACUUCAUAGAUGCCUUUAUUUCUGCUGUCGCGAACAAUGAUCCCUCCCUGAUCCGCUCGGGUCCCGAGGAAACACUGCUGAGCCAUUUGCUAGUGUUUGAAGCUGAGCGUUCUCGACUGGAGAGCACAGUGGUGUACUGUGGGGACAGUAGCCAGAGCUAAGCAACUGAAAAAAGACCUUUUCAUAAAUGAUUUUGCCAUGAAAAUCAUUGUAUGACAAUAAUAAUAUCUGGUUAGUACGGCUACUUAUAACACAA